Messenger RNA from Ustilaginoidea virens, 1392 nucleotides. RefSeq lists its product as uncharacterized. Gene Ontology annotation, biological process: protein histidyl modification to diphthamide. Gene Ontology annotation, molecular function: 2-(3-amino-3-carboxypropyl)histidine synthase activity. The record is from RefSeq and is a predicted model, not a curated record. NCBI's taxonomy places the organism in Eukaryota, Fungi, Ascomycota, Sordariomycetes, Hypocreales, Clavicipitaceae. The transcript is spliced from 2 exons. Bases 1 to 1392 code for a protein of 463 amino acids.
AUGGAAACCGACAGGGCGCAAGUCGAUCUCGGUAUCGCGGCCGAUAUUGAAGAGGCCCAGCUGGCCCAAGCCGCUGAGCCCGAGGCCGCCAGCGCGGAUGCACCGCCGGCAACGGCGAAGCAGCCCAGGAAGCGCUUCAUAGGGAGGCGGGCGGCGGCGGCGGAAGCGGCGGCGGCGGCGGCAAAGAAUGACCAGCUCGGCACUCAGCACGAAAGCGGUGCCAUCCAGGCGGCCAAACCGAGGAGAGCACCUCGCCUGCUCAACAGAGUCCCCGCCGAGAUCCUCCAAGACGCCAGGCUGAAAGAGGCCAUCGCCCUCCUGCCGGCCAACUACAACUUCGAGAUCCCCAAGACGAUCCACAGGAUCCGCACGCUGGGGUCGACGAGAGUUGCCCUCCAGAUGCCAGAGGGGCUGCUCCUGUUCGCCACCACCAUUUCCGACAUCCUGACCCAGUUCUGCCCCGGCGUGGAAACGCUCAUCAUGGGCGACGUGACGUACGGGGCGUGCUGCAUCGACGACUACACAGCCCGCGCCCUGGGAUGCGACCUCCUGGUGCACUACGCCCACAGCUGCCUCAUCCCCGUGGACGUGACCAAGAUCAAGACGCUGUACGUCUUUGUCGACAUCAGCAUCGACACGGCCCACCUGCUCGCGUCGCUGGAGCGCAACUUUGCCUCGGGCAAGACGAUCGCCGUCGUCGGCACCAUCCAGUUCAACGCCACCAUCCACGGGGUGAGGGGCUCCCUCGAGGCGGCGGGCUUCCACGUCGUGGUGCCCCAGAUCGCGCCGCUGAGCAAGGGCGAGAUCCUGGGGUGCACCUCCCCGCGGCUGGGGGACCAGGACGCCGUCGACGCGAUCCUGUACCUGGGCGACGGCCGCUUCCACCUCGAGAGCAUCAUGAUCCACAACCCGCGCGUGCCGGCGUACAGGUACGAUCCGUACUCGAGACGGCUGACGCGCGAGGCGUACGGCCACGACGAGAUGCAGUCUCUCCGGCGGGGCGCCAUAGCCGCGGCGAGGACGGCCCGCAGAUGGGGGCUGAUCCUCGGCUCCCUGGGACGCCAGGGCAACCCGCACACCAUGGCGCUGAUCGAGAAGCGGCUGGCCGAGAUGGGCGUUCCGUGGAUCAACCUGCUGCUGAGCGAGAUCUUCCCGGGCAAGCUGGCCAUGAUGAGCGACGUCGAGUGCUGGGUGCAGGUUGCCUGUCCGAGGCUGAGCAUCGACUGGGGAUACGCGUUUCCGCGGCCGCUGCUGACGCCGUACGAAGCCCUGGUCGCGCUGGGCGUCAAGGAAGAAUGGGACAAGGGCAGCGUCUACCCGAUGGAUUAUUACGGCAAGGACGGUCUCGGGAGAAGGCGGCCAGAGGAUGCAGCAGGGGCUGGGGAUGUUUAA